This is a messenger RNA of Mytilus californianus (California mussel), 6673 nucleotides long. RefSeq lists its product as uncharacterized. The transcript has 9 exons. Gene Ontology annotation, biological process: cell-cell adhesion. The coding region runs from base 197 to 1735 and encodes 512 amino acids. Gene Ontology annotation, molecular function: cell adhesion molecule binding. Gene Ontology annotation, cellular component: cell-cell junction. Lineage: Eukaryota; Metazoa; Mollusca; Bivalvia; Mytilida; Mytilidae. The record is from RefSeq and is a predicted model, not a curated record.
ACCCGAGAUGGAACAGUCUACCGGUAAUCAAUGAUAAAUGAUUAAUACCACGUAUCUUACUGAUGAACAUUUAAAAUCUGAGUUAAAGACAAUUUGUUCUUACCUUUGACCAUAGGAGUUACCCGAGCCGUAACAGUUGUAAUAUUUAAUACCAGAAAUUCAAAAUAAUAUAUAGACAAAGUGUUAUUACGUGACUAUGAAUGAUUCUGGAACCGUUCUCAUUUUACUCAUAUUCUGCAAAGCAGUAUUCUUGUCGGCAGGGGCCCAGUAUGUUGAAACACUACUUACCAUUUCCAACGGAACAGGAAUAGGAUUAUUCAACCUAUGGCAUUUGUCAAAUGUUCAUUGCGGGAAUGUUGAUGAUGGUUUUUUCCGUAGUGAUAUCAUUGAUAGAUUUCACCCAGAAAUUGAAUGUCCUUAUCUGUUAUAUUUGAGAAUGAAAACAGUAGAUGGAACAUACAAGAAAAUGACAAAAUAUUUUACAAAUGUCACAUUAGAGAAGACUUUAGAAGGCGGUUCCAUAUUUGAGGUACCAGGACCGACUUUUCCAUCUCCCCACGUGUCAUCAAUUCACACUGCUGAUGGUUUUGAAUAUAAAUUGGCUGAUCCUACUGGCAGAUACUUGUAUUUUGGGAUUUUAAGACCUUCAAACAAUACUGAAGUUGUAUUUUAUACCAAUGAUACAGGUUACGACCUUACAAAUGGACUGCCGUCGUCUACGAACGUUGUAAAGUUGGAAGUUAUUGCAUCUUUUAAGGAUGUGGGUAUUUGUAAUGAGACAACUAUGGAAUCACCAGUAGAUGUCGCAGCCUGUGACGAACCACCUACAGUGACUGCCAGUUUCUCAUAUAUUGAAGCCGUAUACAGUGAUAACAUCACUUUACAGUGUACAGUUGACGGUGGUAUUCCAAUUGAUGAAUCAUUCUGGGACACUGUAACACAAGGACAGGUUGAUGUUGAUGUAAUCAAUAGCAUGGAUAUGAUACUAAACCUUGAAAGUGUAACAUUUGCUUAUACAGGAAUAUACAGGUGUUGUGUUGCAAACAAGCUUCAUUUCAAAGAAUGGGAUCAAAUAGUAGUAAACGUGACAGGGGGCUUUCCACAAGUUACCACGACUUCAUUAUCGACAACUCUUAAUACAAGUGAAUCAGUUACUUUUGAUUGUUCUGUAACGGCUUCGCCUAUUGUUACCGAUUUUUAUUGGAGGAAACGAGUCAGCGGAGUAGAUUCAGUAAUUUCAACAACAGACAGUAGAUUUACUAUUGCGGGAUUGUCAACGCCUUCCUUGACUAUCACAAAUCUACAAGUAACUGAUGCUGGAGAAUAUUUUUGUGUUGCGUCCAAUGUAAUUGGAGAAGGUACAAGUACAGGGAUAACAUUAGCUAUUACUUCACAAAAUACAGAUUUAUGUCCUUGUUCGUGUGCAUACCGCUCCAAAGUAGACUACUGGGCAUCACACAAUGUAACCAAUAUGACAUACGAUGAAAUUGUUGUCUGGUUACAGCCCAAAAUAAAAGAAUUGGAAAAGACUCUGACAGUUGAUAAAUCCAACUUGUCAGCUCUAAUCAACAAACGAAUAAGUAUGAAAGACGAUCGACCAUCAGCUAGAAGUAUUGGGUAUAUAGGGAUUGUUAUAUUGUCCGUUGUUUUUGUUUUGAUAUUGUUUAUAGAUGUGACAUCGAUCACAAGACAUACACAAAACAUUAAACUAUUGUGGGGAGUGAAAAAAAAGUGAGACCAAUUUAUAUCAUUGUUGUUUUGGUUUUAUCAUUGCUCAAUUACAUUGUGGUGUACUUCAGACAUCUCAUUGGGUUUGGAAAGCAAUCAUCAACUUGCACUGUGUACUCAUCGUAGCGAUAAUGUAUAUUUGUUCAACAAAAAAUUAAUAGUUAUCAUUAGCGACAAUCAAAAAAACUAUAGUAGAGUUAUACAUACAUACAAAUUUAACUAUGCACCAGAUUGGAUAGUUUUAUAUUAGUGUUAAUAGACUCUGAUAGAAAAACCAAUGCUUAAUACAACUAGGUCCGUAACGUUUAAUUGAUCUAUAACGGAUUCGCCUCGUGUUACAAAUUAACACUGCAGGAAACGAGUCAAGACUACAUAUCGUUUCAAUGCAAGCUAUUUUGUACGUAUCCAAAAGUAUUGUAUUGAAAUGAAUAAAAUAGAUGUAACAAAUGUUUUCUGGUAUCAGUUACAUGUGAGUGAUAUGUUGCUAAUGGUUCUAAUGCAAGAGUUAUGUAACAUUGAUGUGGGAUUUUAUGUCUGACAUGCGGAAAUAUCAAUGUUAGGCUAGAAUGACAAUGAUGUUCAUUAACAUAUGUGUUUUUAUCCUUUGAUAUGAUAGGUUUGUAACCAAAUGCUCCCAAAUAUUCUUUAUACAUGUAACAUUUAUAACUAUUUCCAGUAUUGCUGUUGUUGAUUUAUUGUUCUGUGAAGAAAAUCCAGAAAAAGCUCUUAUAACCGGAUAAAUAUUGAAUCUUCCUCCUCUUUGAGAAUAUAUUGACCAAUAAAGGUUAAUGUUAUAUUAUAUCUUAUACGUUUAUAUAAUUACAUUACAUGAAUGUUUCAUUAGAAUCCGUAAUUUUGAUAUGCUGACAACAAUCCCGGGGAACUUCAAUAUCAUAUAUUUUUAUUUCCGUAUAAAAUACAACAGCUUUAACUGCAAGUGCUUUCCGUGGCAAUGCUUAAAUAAUGCAUUGAAAAACAAACAAAAAGUUUCAUAGUUGUAGCAUUACAUUGUAAUUAUAGAAAUUGAAUGCUUCUUUUUAUGUUCUAUGGUUGUAAAAGCGUUGAUCGUGCGCAUAUUUUUAAUAUGAAGACAUACAAAAUGUGCUUCGGUCAACGCUUUUACAUACCAAUAAAAUUAUAAAAAUAAGCAUUCAAUUCUUAAAUGAUGUGUCGUUAGGUCUAUUUGGCUGAAUCGAAAAUUAAAUUAAAGUAAUUCAAUUUGUAUUUUUAUGCUGAAUAAAUUUAUAACCGACGAUAACUUUAUUAUGAACUUUUCGGUUAGUUGAAUCAUUUUUUCACAAUAAAUAUUUUAAGCAACCAAACGACAAACAUAACUAAAUAAAGGCAACAGUAGUAAACCGCUGUUCAAUAGUCAUAAUUCGAUUAAGCAAAAACCAAUCCUGGUAACAAACUAAAACCGAGGGAAACACAUCAACUAUAAGAGGAAAACAACGGAACAACAGAAACACUGAACUACAACAAAAGCAAACGCCAACAUACAUAGAAACAGACUGUCUGAUCAAGAGGGAAACAUACAGUCUUCAACAAAAGAAGGUGUCUUACACAAUAUGACAAACUCUUAAUCGUUCCGAAUUUAUACAAGUUAUGAAUGAAUUUAAUAGAAACAUUCAAAGAAAUACACCACACAUCACUUCUCCAAGCAAUAGAAAAAAAACAUUAAAAGGGUCCUAACUUAGUAUAGACACAUGAAAAUAUGGCGGGGUUAAAUAAGGUUUUCUUUAGAUUUAUUUUUAAACCUGAUCAAUAGACAGAUUAACAACUGUACACAAAAGAACAUACGGUAACAUGCUCUCUUUGUAAGGGGACAUUUUUCUAUUAAGGCUACAUUUUAAUUAAACACAUGUUUAUGCAAUUUACAAAACUUACUUGAUAUGUUAAAUUUGUGUCGUAAACAAACGUCAAUAAUCAUUAAUGUAGUUCAGUGAAACAAAUUAAUAUGAAAAAUGUUGUUCUUAGGUCGACUCCAUUAGUUUCCUGUAUUAAAUCUAAUUAGAAGUCGACGGGCUUAAUUAAUUACAUAUUUAUUAAAAACAGACUUAAUAUAGUGUAUGAAAAAUCGGUUACAUAUUGGUGAAACUUAUUUCUCGAUUGUACAAAAUUUAUGAGAGAUUAAUUUUCUGUCGUAUACACAACAGAUGUUGGAAAAAAAGUUGAACAGUAUAACAUUCCAAUAAAAAGAUGCUUUAAGCUCCGAUUUAUAGAUAAUUAUUUACAUUUGGACAAAAACUAUUUGAUAUGACAUAAAAAAAACUUUUUUUUUCCAAGACAAAGCAAUUUUUGUUAGUGGAAACUAUUGUUUAUCUUUCAAUUGGUGUGUUUCGAACGUUUAAAUUUUACCAUCGAAUGUUCCGAUUGACUCAUCAUUCAUAACAGUAAUUCAAGACAAAUGGCAGUGUCCGAUUCUAUUUGAAAGAACUAGAAGAUAUGGUCAUAAAAAAAGAGUUUGAAUUUGUUAUAGAAAAUUGAUAACAUUUAAAAUUACUUGCAGUGCAUCUUUUUUUCAACAAAAUCUUUUUGAUUUAAAAAUAAUUCAGUAUUCUCUUUUUUUCGCGUUUGAAAUACUAGUUUUAACAGUUACUGAAAAUGAAAAACUCAUUUUGAGUAAAAGAGCGUAAAUUUAUAAUAUAUUAAAAAAAUGAGUAGCAUACCAAAACCUGCUCAUAAAUUACUAAAAUUACUAAAAUUAGUUCAUAUGCGUUUGUUUAAAUCUAUCGGUCUACUGUUUAGAACUUAAUAAACAUGUUUUCGUUCUGAAUAAACAUGUAUAGUUUCCAUUGGAAUGUUGGAAAUAAAGAAAGCAAUAACAAUGACUAAAUAUACAACAAUAGUAGAUAGCCAUCGAGGCACAAGGGAUAAGAGUUCCCUUUGUUCUCAUUUACCAAAAAUUAAAAUACAUGAGUCGUUGUCGAUUAAUGGCAUACCUAAACUGGAAUCCGAUUGUAUUUCAAUGUGCCUAAUGCAGACUGAUAAAUAUUAAAAGGAAAGAGAUUUGGCCUUAACGACUUGUGGUUUUGGCAAACCACAAUUAGUUCACGUGCUUUUCACAAGUCAAUAGUUUAUUUAUCUAAAUAUAUUUUGUCAUUCGAGAUAUUUGGUGUUGAUUGCAUAUUUGUUAAAGUCCUUGUGGAAUUAAUAUACAAAUUAUGUUUUAGAGCUAGAAGUUUUGUAAAGGUACUUGUCUCGGCUUAUUAUUGACUGAAAUUUUUAAUAUAUAUACCAAACUUUUUGAUAGCCUAGUCUGGUCAGUUAUAAGUUAUGGUGCAGCCAUCUGGGAUACUAGUGCCUCGUGCAGACUGAUAAACAUUAAAAGGAAAGAGAUUUGGCCUUAACAACACCAGUUUAAGCAAACCACAAUUAGUGCACGUGCUUUUCACAAGUCAACAACCUAAUCAGUACUUUGUUUAUCUUAAUAUAUUUUUUGUCAUUCGAGAUAUUUGGUGUUGAUUGCAUAUUUGUUAAAGUCCCUGUGAAAUUAAUUAACAAAUUUUGAUUUAGAGCUUGAAGUUUUGUAAAGGUACUUGUCUCCGCUUAUUAUGGACUGUUUUUUUAAAUAUAUAUACCAAAGGUUUUGAUAGUCUAAUCUGGACAGUUAUAAGUUAUGGUGCAGCCAUCUGGGGCACUAGAUAUUUUUUAUGCAUUAAUGCCGUUCAGCACAGAGCUAUCCAUUUUUUUAUGGGUCUUGGUAAAUAUAAACCUAGUGAUGACAUUAAUUGGGAUAUGGGUUGGAAACCUCCAUGUGUUAAUAGUGGAGUUAUGGUUUUAGACAUUGGGCUAGAUGUAAUAUUAUAUCAACAGAGUGAACUAUACGCUUUUUCGACGGGCUUUUAGAAAUGCUAUUAAUAAAAAGAAAAACUAGUGUAACAUCAUUAUGACAAACUUUAGAGAAUGCUAUUUAAAUUAUACACUAAUUUAGAGAAUGUGUUGCAUAAAAAUUUUAUAACACAGUUGGAAGAUUUUUUAUUUGAUAAAUAUAAGAUAAAUCAGCAUAGUGUAAAUUCAGAAAAUAUUGCGUGCAAUUGUUAUUGCGAUCUUUGAAAAAUGAACAUAAAUGCGAUAUUAAUUAUUGCGAUUUCAGGAAAAGCAGAUACAUGCAUCAGAUAUUAGAAUGCGAGCUUUUAUCAUUGCGAUACUCACCGAGUCGCAUUAUUCGCAUUAAUAAAAACCUCGCAAUAAUUUCUGAAUUUACAGUAACAAAAUAUUGUCACAAAAUGUUGGAAAAAAAUUACGGUCUUAUUAAUUGUUUAAAGAUGUUUUUGAAACAGAGAUGUAUUUGAGUAAGAACAUUUCAAGUCAAUACAGAAGUGUAUUUGCUAAAUUUGGAUGUGAUGUUGCCUCUUUGCGAAUAAAAAAAACCAGGUCGCUAUGAAAACAAAACUGUAAAUGAAUGAGUUUGUUUUUAUGUAAUAAUCCGAUUGAAGAUGAGAAACAUGUUUCCAUGUCAGGAAUAUGACAGUUGUUUUCUAUUCGUUUGAUGUGUUUGAGCUUUUGAUUUUGCCAUUUGAUAAGGGACUUUCUGAUUUGAAUUUUCCUUUGAGUUCGGUAUUUUUGUUAUUUUACUUUUUAUCAGACUGUUCUUUAUACGUAGAUUUGCGUGGAAGAUUAUUUUACGAAGUUAAAAAAAAAAUGCUGAUUUUAAUAUUUUAUCUGAUGAUAUAUCUUUUUAAAAGUACUGAUUGUUAUGAUAUGUUUGCCAAGACCUACUUUAAUAUUCUAAGUAGAAGAAAUAGUUUUGUUUAUGCUUGAUUGAUAGUUAUGAUUUUAUAGAACUGAAACAUUUUAUAGACAGUUUUAUGUUUUACAGACCUGAAAUGUUUUAUCAAAGUUAUAAUUUAUUGGAAUGUUUAUAGUCUCUCAUAAUUCUUUAUAGAAUGGCACUUGUAUUUUAACUUAUAAAAUUACUGUUUUAUACAAUGUAUAUAUUAUA